GUCUGAAUCACGAACAGAACUUGCAAAAAAUGAGGUUGCUAUCUUUUAUGCAACUUGCAGAAAGUAAUCCAGAAAUUUCAUUUGAUAUUAUUGAAAAGGAACUCCAAAUUGAAGCUGAUGAUGUUGAAAAUUUCAUUAUUGAGGUACUGAAAACGAAAUUAGUUAGAGCCCGAAUGGACCAAGCAGCAAAAAAAGUUUUCGUAUCCAGUACCAUGCACAGAACUUUCGGCAGGGCCCAAUGGCAACAACUGCGUGAUUUACUCCACUCAUGGAGGUUUAAUCUGAGUUCUGUGCAGGAAGGUAUGAAGAGUAUCACAGCGGCCCAGCAGGAGUUAGUAUCUAAUAAUUGAAUACUUCAUUGGAUAAUGAAAUAAAAAAAACUUCUUUAUA
This is a messenger RNA of Leptinotarsa decemlineata (Colorado potato beetle), 390 nucleotides long. RefSeq names its product eukaryotic translation initiation factor 3 subunit m (gene eIF3m). NCBI's taxonomy places the organism in Eukaryota, Metazoa, Arthropoda, Insecta, Coleoptera, Chrysomelidae. Gene Ontology annotation, cellular component: eukaryotic translation initiation factor 3 complex; cytoplasm. Gene Ontology annotation, molecular function: translation initiation factor activity. Gene Ontology annotation, biological process: cytoplasmic translational initiation. The record is from RefSeq and is a predicted model, not a curated record.